Messenger RNA from Anisakis simplex (herring worm), 498 nucleotides. Lineage: Eukaryota; Metazoa; Nematoda; Chromadorea; Rhabditida; Anisakidae. The record is from the annotation of a GenBank genome assembly.
AUGCCAUGGUCUGCCAAGAAACUGUCUAGUCACUGGCCCCACAUGAUGGCGGAGGAUCUGCAGAGUGAUCAAUCCGAGGCCGCAUCGGCGAACGUUCUUCUGUUGUUCCCUUCGUUUCAGAUUCGUCUUCCACUUCGCUCUUAUGCAGUACCUUAUGCAGUACUCUUAUCCGCCACUUUUGUCGCUGGUGGUGAACGUAUGGAACAGUGCACUUCUAACGUCUCUGAUAACGACAACUUUCUGAACAGUGCAACUCAACAGGAAUACGGCAAUUGCUCCGCGUUCCGGAGGCAACUGGAAACAGGCACGUUGGACAAUUCAUUGGUGAGUGUUAACAAACCGAAUUUCCAGGUAACUGCUAUGCAUUCGAAGGCAUGUUUACAUGUGGUGAUGAAACACUCGACGAUAACGCAAAUACAACGGAUUGAGCAGCAACAACAGUGUGUAAUUGGAUUUAUGUUCCGCUUAGAGGAAGCGAUAAGACAAACACCUUUUUAA